UUUCUCUCUAUCAGGACCCUUAGCAUCGCACCUCUUUCCGUAGCUAGUCACUCUUUGCAUUUCAACUGCUAGCGCACCUCCUCUUGAAUGCCUCUCUCCGACCCCCGCCCCAAGCUACUGAAAAAGGAAACAUGCGCACUUCAGAGCUAGGAGCUGUCCGAGUGCUGAAAUUUAUAGGCUGGGUAAGAUCACGUCUCCGUCUCUUUCUGUAGCCCUCAUUCCAGCACAGGAUCUCAGCAUUUUCCCCCUUUCCUCCAAACACUCCAACGCACAGAAUCUUUUCUUCUCCCUCAUUUACAACUUAUUUUAAAAAGAGAACAUUUUCUAAAGAAAGGGGCUGUGCUGAAUAGAAAAGAUAUAAAACAAAAGCCACAGCAGCCCGACUUACAGCAUGGCAUUGUCACCAGCCCCCUUUGCAUGGUAAUGCGAUUAAGGUAGCAGCAUUUUUAUUAUUCAGGAAAAGCAGCUAGGGGAUUCAUCAGUUCUGAGGCUUUGUCUCUCCUGGGCUAACUGAUGGUCCUGAGCCUCGGUUUGACCUGACCAUGAUGCCCAAGACUGGCACUUUUUGUUUUUUCUCAGCAAACUGUUCAACCCCAGAUCUCUUUUUGAUUUUCAAGGAAACUAGAUUCCUGCCAGAUUUUGAAUCUAGACAGUAAAUAGAUACUUUGUUCUAGUCUUCUUUCUGGAAUCAUUUUGGGAUAUUUUCCACAAGCAUCACAGAAACAGGAAUGAACCGGCAGCUAGUGAACAUUUUGACAGCCUUGUUUGCAUUUUUCUUAGGGACAAACCACUUCAGGGAAGCUUUCUGCAAAGACCAUGACUCCAGGUCUGGAAAACAUCCCUCGCAGACCCUAUCUCCUUCAGAUUUUUUGGACAAAUUAAUGGGAAGGACGUCAGGAUAUGAUGCAAGAAUCAGACCAAAUUUUAAAGGGCCUCCUGUAAAUGUUACCUGCAACAUAUUUAUCAACAGCUUUGGGUCAAUAGCAGAAACUACAAUGGACUAUCGAGUGAACAUUUUUCUGAGACAACAGUGGAAUGAUUCACGACUGGCAUACAGUGAGUACCCGGAUGAUUCCCUGGAUUUGGAUCCAUCUAUGUUGGAUUCUAUUUGGAAACCAGAUUUGUUCUUUGCCAAUGAGAAAGGGGCCAAUUUCCAUGAUGUCACCACUGACAACAAGUUGCUGCGUAUUUCCAAGAAUGGCAAAGUACUCUACAGUAUCAGACUCACCUUGACUUUAUCCUGUCCCAUGGACCUGAAGAACUUUCCAAUGGAUGUCCAGACCUGUACAAUGCAGCUAGAAAGCUUUGGGUACACCAUGAAUGACCUGAUAUUUGAGUGGUUAAGUGAUGGUCCUGUACAAGUUGCGGAAGGACUCACCCUGCCCCAGUUUAUUCUGAAGGAAGAGAAGGAGCUCGGCUACUGCACAAAGCAUUACAACACUGGCAAAUUUACCUGCAUAGAGGUCAAGUUUCACCUGGAGCGCCAGAUGGGCUAUUAUUUGAUCCAGAUGUACAUUCCCAGCCUGUUGAUAGUCAUUUUGUCCUGGGUCUCUUUUUGGAUAAACAUGGAUGCAGCCCCUGCCAGGGUUGCCCUUGGCAUCACAACAGUCCUAACAAUGACUACCCAGAGUUCAGGUUCCAGAGCAUCUCUGCCAAAGGUCUCCUAUGUGAAAGCGAUUGACAUCUGGAUGGCUGUGUGCCUACUGUUUGUGUUUGCUGCCUUACUAGAGUAUGCAGCAGUGAACUUUGUCUCCAGGCAACAUAAGGAGUUCCUUCGUCUACGGAGACGACAGAAGAGGCAGAAUAAGGAAGAAGACGUUACUCGUGAAAGUCGUUUUAACUUCAGUGGUUAUGGGAUGGGUCACUGCCUCCAAGUGAAAGAUGGCACAGCUGUCAAGGCUGCACCUGCCAACCCACUCCCACAACCCCCAAAAGAUGCAGAUGCUAUCAAAAAGAAGUUUGUGGAUCGGGCAAAAAGGAUUGACACCAUAUCUCGAGCUGCCUUCCCACUGGCCUUCCUAAUUUUCAACAUCUUUUACUGGAUCACAUACAAGAUCAUUCGGCAUGAAGAUGUCCACAAGAAAUAGAUGUACCCUAUUGACCCUGGGACCUUCUUGCCUACAUGUUGUGCUUGUAAAUACACAGUAAUAUUGUCUUUAUAUCACUUUGUCAGAGAAGAACAUUGAGGGAGGGGGGAGGGAGAUCAUGAGGGUGGGGUUUCUGGCACCUACAUGAAAAAAGACAAGUUCUAUGGGCAAUGAAGAAAACUGCACAAAAUUAAGGUGUUGCAGAAUCACAUGAGUAUAACUAUCAUCCAUAGUCUUUAGCAUUGUUCUUUAAGAUGACACAUCACUCAGACAUGAUGUGCAAGGUCAAGUUCUUGAGG
Messenger RNA from Acomys russatus (golden spiny mouse), 2386 nucleotides. RefSeq names its product glycine receptor alpha 2 (gene Glra2). Gene Ontology annotation, cellular component: synapse; plasma membrane; postsynaptic membrane. The transcript has 9 exons. The record is from RefSeq and is a predicted model, not a curated record. Lineage: Eukaryota; Metazoa; Chordata; Mammalia; Rodentia; Muridae. Gene Ontology annotation, biological process: chemical synaptic transmission; nervous system process; chloride transmembrane transport. Gene Ontology annotation, molecular function: transmembrane signaling receptor activity; glycine binding; extracellularly glycine-gated chloride channel activity. Bases 729 to 2087 code for a protein of 452 amino acids.